AUGAGAUUCACUACCCCCACCAUCUCCAUCUUACUCUCCGGAUUCUUCUCCAGCCUCGCCAUCGCAGAUAGUAGCACGUGUAGCAGCAUCUGCGCUCACAACAACGACCCCGGUCUCUGGACUGAUGCUCACGUUCCUUCUGCCCAAGUAGACUCCAUCCUCACUAACGGUGGUGGGUGUGUAAAAGGCAGUGUACAAGGUCACAUGUGCAUUGCGAUUAUUGGAUCUGAGGAAGAUGCCAGCACCGUCGCAGGCUGUCUCGAGCAGAUGGCUGCCCAGUGGCAGAGUUAUACUGAUAAUUGGUACUUGUGGAGCUCAAUUACUUGUGCUUCUGAGAGUUCGACUGGCAUUAUUUCUAUCACGGCUUAG
Messenger RNA from Botrytis fragariae, 369 nucleotides. RefSeq lists its product as uncharacterized. Bases 1 to 369 code for a protein of 122 amino acids. The record is from RefSeq and is a predicted model, not a curated record. The transcript has a single exon. Lineage: Eukaryota; Fungi; Ascomycota; Leotiomycetes; Helotiales; Sclerotiniaceae.